AUGAAGAAACUGACCAGUUUGGUAAUUUUAGUUCUGGUUUGGACUGUUUAUUUGGUCUCUGCAGAAAACAAUUUAAGAACAUUUGGUUUAUUUAAAAAAAAGAAACCAGCUGUUGUUCCACAAAUAAUAUGGAAGCCACCGAGUUCAGUUCAACCAUACAUGCAAAACUACCAUCCCUACCCUAACAACCCGCCUGCACCUCCCAAACCAUAUUAUCCACCAAAUAACGGUAACAGAUGCAUAUGCAUACCUGGUCUACCAGGAUCGCCAGGUCCUAAUGGAUCACCUGGGAUACCUGGACGGCCAGGAGUCAAGGGAGCAAAAGGAUUUGAUGGUUUGAUUGGAAAUAAGGGCGAACAAGGCUCAAAAGGUCGCAAGGGAGACACAGGGAUUCAAGGACCCCAAGGUACAAGAGGAAGACAAGGUUCUCAGGGGCCAAGAGGUAACAGAGGAGCUCAGGGUGAAAGAGGAAAUAGGGGAAGCCAAGGCAGGAUGGGACAGAGAGGUCAACCUGGAUCUCCUGGACCCGAUGGUCCGAAGGGAUUUAAGGGUCAACCAGGAAGACCAGGAACAACGACAACAACAACUACAACACAGGCAACUACAACUACACCUGCAACUACGCCUACAACAACUACAGAAGCGACAACUGUAACCACACCUACAACAACGACUACAACUACACAAGCUACAACACCAACAACAACGACACCCACUACAACAACUACUACAACGGUGGCAACAACUCCAACAACUACAACAGAAGCAACAACAACAACGACUCCCACCACAACAACUACAACAACAGAAGCUACAACACCAACAACUACAACCACAACGCAAGCGACAACAACUACUACUACAACGGAAGCGACAACACCAACAACUACCACAACUACAACUGAAGCGACAACAACAACUACACCCACAACAACUACUACCACAACGGAAGCGACGACACCAACAACUACCACAACAACAACGGAAGCAACAACUACAACGACACCCACAACAACAACUACGACAACGGCAGCAACAACACCAACAACUACCACAACUACAACAGAAGCAACAACACCAACAACUACCACAACCACAACUGAAGCGACAACAACAACUACACCCACAACAACUACUACCACAACGGAAGCGACAACACCAACAACAACCACAACUACAACGGAAGCAACAACUACAACGACACCCACCACAACAACUACAACUACGGAAGCAACAACACCAACCACUACAACGACACCCACAACAACAACUACGACAACGGAAGCAACAACACCAACAACUACCACAACUGAAGCGACAACAACAACAACAACUACACCCACAACAACCACUACGACAACGGAAGCGACAACACCAACAACAACCACAACUACAACGGAAGCAACAACUACAACGACACCCACCACAACAACUACAACUACGGAAGCAACAACACCAACCACUACAACGACACCCACAACAACAACUACGACAACGGAAGCGACAACACCAUCAACAACCACAACUACGACGGAAGCAACAACUACAACGACACCCACCACAACAACUACAACUACGGAAGCAACAACACCAACCACUACAACGACACCCACAACAACUACUACGACAACGGAAGCGACAACACCAACAACUACCACAACUACAACUGAAGCGACAACAACAACUACACCUACAACAACUACUACGACAACGGCUGCAACAACAACAACAACAGAUGGUGGAGGGCUUAUAGACGUUGAUAUAGGUAUAGGUUCCGGAUCAACGACAACUCCUUCAACAACGACUUCUACAACGGAGGCAACAACAACAACUACCCCCGCUACAACCACAACAACUACUGAAGCUACUACAACAACGACACCUACAACAACAACUACUACAACUGAAGCCACAACAACAACCACCCCCACAACUACAACAACAACCACUACUGAACCCACUACAACAACAACUACUACAACGGCUGCAACUACAACAACAACAGAUGGUGGAGGGCUUAUAGACGUUGAUAUAGGUUUAGGUUCCGGAUCAACAACAACUCCUUCAACAACGACUUCUACAACGGAGGCAACAACAACAACUACACCCGCUCCAACCACAACAACUACUGAAGCUACUACAACAACGACACCUACAACAACAACUACUACAACUGAAGCCACAACAACCACCCCCACAACAACCACCACUGAGGCCACUACAACAACGACACCAACAACAACAACUACUACGACUGAAGCCACAACAACAACAACCCCCACAACUACAACAACAACCACUACUGAACCCACUACAACAACGACUACUACAACGGCUGCAACAACAACAACAACAGAUGGUGGAGGACUUAUAGACGUUGAUAUAGGUUUAGGUUCCGGAUCAACGACAACUCCUUCAACAACAACUUCUACAACAACAACUACACCCGCUCCAACCACAACAACUACUGAAGCUACUACAACAACGACACCUACAACAACAACUACUACGACUGAAGCCACAACAACAACCACCCCCACAACUACAACAACAACCACUACUGAGCCCACUACAACAACGACACCUACAACAACGACACCAACAACAACAACUACUACGACUGAAGCCACAACAACAACCACCCCCACAACUACAACAACAACCACUACUGAGCCCACUACAACAACGACUACUACAACGGCUGCAACAACAACAACAACAGAUGGUGGAGGGCUUAUAGAUGUUGACAUAGGUUUAGGUUCCGGAUCAACGACAACUCCUUCAACAACGACUUCUACAACGGAGGCAACAACAACAACUACACCCGCCCCAACCACAACAACUACUGAAGCUACUACAACAACGACACCUACAACAACAACUACUACAACUGAAGCCACAACAACCACCCCCACAACAACCACCACUGAGGCCACUACAACAACGACACCAACAACAACAACUACUACGACUGAAGCCACAACAACAACAACCCCCACAACUACAACAACAACCACUACUGAACCCACUACAACAACGACUACUACAACAGCUGCAACAACAACAACAACAGAUGGUGGAGGACUUAUAGACGUUGAUAUAGGUUUAGGUUCCGGAUCAACGACAACUCCUUCAACAACAACUUCUACAACAACAACUACACCCGCUCCAACCACAACAACUACUGAAGCUACUACAACAACGACACCUACAACAACAACUACUACGACUGAAGCCACAACAACAACAACCCCCACAACUACAACAACAACCACUACUGAACCCACUACAACAACGACUACUACAACGGCUGCAACAACAACAACAACAGAUGGUGGAGGACUUAUAGACGUUGAUAUUGGUUUAGGCUGGAUGACAUUAAAUAGUAUCCCGGGACUUUUUAACGAUAGGACAAAAAUCGGAGUUUUGCUUACUAUUGAUAAUAUGUACACUUGUACCAUAAUUAACAGAAUGAAGAGCCUGAUCAGUUUGGUUGUUUUGGUUUCGGCACUAUAUUGUGUGUCUACGGAAAGUGAUACAAAAACAUUUGGUUUGCAUAAGAAAAAACCACAGGUAGUACUAUGGAAGCCAUCAAUUCCAACUCAACAAAUGCAACCAUAUAUUCCAAACUACAAUCCUUAUCCUUACCCUAACUAUCCACCUGCACCUCCAAUGCAAUAUUAUCCACCAAGCAACGACGGCGGCGGCGGCGGCGGCGGUUGUAUAUGCAUACCUGGUCGCCCAGGACCACCAGGUUUUGUUGGUAGCCCUGGUACGCCAGGUAGGCCAGGAACCCCAGGAAUGAAAGGACCAGACGGUAUGAUUGGCAACCCAGGACAAAGAGGUGACAAAGGUCCAAUGGGACCACCGGGAAAUGUUGGACCUCCAGGUCGUAAAGGACAACAAGGAAAUCGGGGACAAGCAGGCCAACGAGGUCAACCGGGUUUGCAAGGGGAUAGGGGAAAUCCAGGAAUGCAAGGAAGUCCGGGUGCACCAGGACCUACAGGACCAGGUGGACCAAAGGGUGUAAUGGGACCACCAGGUACACCAGGUGCAGCAACAACUACAACAACGGCACCCACAACAACAACUACAACAACGGCAGCAACAACACCAACAACUACCACAACUACAACGCAAGCGACAACAACGACGACACCCGCCACAACAACUACAACAACACAAGCAACAACACCAACAACAACCACAACAACGACGACACCCGCCACAACAACUACAACAACACAAGCAACAACACCAACAACUACCACAACAACGGAAGCUACAACACCAACAACUACUACAACUACAACAGCAGCAACAACAACAACGACACCCACCACAACUACCACAACAACAGAAGCGACAACACCAACAACUACUACAACUACAACAGAAGCAACAACAACAACGACACCCACAACAACAACCACAACAACAGAAGCGACAACACCAACAACUACUACAACUACAACAGCAGCAACAACAACAACGACACCCACCACAACUACCACAACAACAGAAGCGACAACACCAACAACUACUACAACUACAACAGCAGCAACAACAACUACUCCAAGAGACCCUCUUAUUGACGUCACUAUAGGUUUGGGAGGAGAUACGACAACAACCACAACUACAACAGCAGCAACAACACCAACAACUACAACAGCAGCAACAACACCAACAACUACAACAGCAGCAACAACACCAACAACUACAACAACGUCUACCAAUCCCCCUCUAGUAGAUGUUACUAUAGGCGACCCUUCAAAUCCUAUUGUUGAUGUCGGUAUAGGUGAGGCGACUACUUCUCUCAUCGGUGCUGUUGUAGGUCGUUCAUUUUCUGACUCAACUACUUCAUCGAGUAUUGUAGAUUUGAAUCAAGGCUAUUUCGUGCGCAGAACAAGCAGAAUGAAGAAACUGAUCAGUUUGGUAGUCUUAGUUUCAGUUGUAUUUUUCGUCUCGGCAGAGAGUGCAGAAAACGACAUAAAAACAAUUGGUUUCAAUAAGAAAAAACCGCAGAUAGUAUUAUGGAAACCACAACCACCAAGUACAAUUCAACCUAUCUACUAUCCCUAUCCCUAUCCCUAUCCUAGCAAUCCUCCUUCAACGCCCAUGCCAUAUUAUCCACCAAGCAACGGUGGCGGUGGCGGUGGCGGCGGAUGCAUAUGCAUACCUGGUCGUCCAGGACCACCAGGAUUUGUUGGUAGCCCUGGUACGCCAGGUAGGCCAGGAACCCCAGGAAUGAAAGGACCAGACGGUAUGAUUGGCAACCCAGGACAAAAAGGUGACAAAGGUCAAAGCGGUACACCAGGAACAAUUGGGCCGAACGGUGCCGCUGGACCACAAGGAAAUCAAGGACCUGCAGGUCCAAGAGGUCCAAAUGGAAUACCUGGAACCGUGGGAAAUCCAGGAAUGCCAGGAAUGCCCGGCUUACCAGGACCUACUGGACCAAUUGGACCAAAGGGUGCAAUGGGACCACCAGGUGCACCAGGUACAGCAACAACUACAACUUCAACGGAAGCCACAACAGCAACCACAACAACAUCAACGACAGCAACAACACCAACAACUACUACAACAACAACAGCAGCAACAACUACCACAACAGGAGGCAACCCUAUUAUUGACGUCACUGUAGGUUUGGGAGGAGAUACGACAACAACAACGUCAGCAACACCAACAGCAACACCAACAACUACAACAACGUCUACCAAUCCACCUCUAGUAGAUGUUACUAUAGGCAACCCUGCAAGUCCUAUUGUUGAUGCUGGUAUAGGUGAGGCGACAACUUCUCUCAUCGGUGCUGGUGUAGGUCGUUCAUUUUCUGACUCAACUACUUCAUCGAGUAUUGUAGAUUUGAAACAAGGCUCAUCUCAACAAUUUCCAUCCUCGGGUGAAUGGAACGAAUCGAAUUUACCAGCAACAAGUAGAGAUAGAGGUGGCAAUACACCCUUCUUGAUUGAUCCUGUUCAGACAAGAAUGCUCGAUUUUGGUGAGGCAAAAACCAGCGUCGACAACAAAUAUGCUAAAGUGGAGUCCCUGAUUAAGCUCCAGCAUUUUCUGUCUGAUUCAUGGAAAGAUGUUAAAUACUUUAAGUCGCUCCAGGGUUUUUUAGCUACUCCUGGCUUUAUCGAAUUAAAAGUCAACAAUGAGUUAUGUCAUCUGAACAGGAGAAAAGAUUAUUUAGCAUCGACUGAAAGAGUAAUGGCAGGCCUGACAAAUGGCUUGCUGGAUUCGAAAGAUUUAAUGCGAUCAGGUUUACAAUCUAUAAUUAAUUGGGCAAAUAAUUCUUCAAACCGUUUGAAGAUUCGUCUGUCAGCACAAUACCUUCCGGGGAGGUACAAUUGCAUUGCGGACAAUCUGUCUCGGGGACAGCGUCUGCCAGAGUGGCACCUGUUGUCUCCGGCAACAAACAAAAUUUUCAAUCUUUGGGGUACUCCAGACGUCGAUUUGUUCGCGUCUGCAGAAACAACCGUCGUCAACAGCUACGUCUCAUUAGACUGCAAAGAUCGAUUAGCUCUCUUCUCAAACGCCUUCAGCCAUCAGUGGGACUUUCCACUGGGUUGGAUAUUUCCACCGCCCAAUUUAAUGCCAAGGGUAUUAGACCACUUGAAUUUGGCAAAAGGGCGCUACAUUAUAGUGGCACCAGUUUGGGAGAAAACGUUUUGGAUAACCGAUUUGAGGUCACGAGCCCUAGCAAAUCCAAUGGAAAUAGAAAAUCUACAAAAAGUUUUAGUGGAUAUGUCAACAAACUCAAGUAGACCGUUUAGCCCUUCAGGCUUGGUUAGUUGGAGUUGGGGCAAACUAAUAGACAAAUGGUCUAUUCCUGGAAAACAACUUUUUAAUGAAAGCUGGAGGCGUUCUACUCUAAAUACAUAUUAUCCAGCAAUUAAACGAUGGUUUGACUGGUGCGAACAAAACACAGUAAAUCCGAAUUCACCACAAUAUCAACACAUUGCGAGGUUUCUAGCGCAUUUGUUUUUAGACGAAAAUCUAUCGUACAGUACGAUUUUGGUUCACAACUCAGCCAUAGCUACUUUCUGUGUCCAGUUACCUGAAGAUUCCGAAAAUAUUUUGGUUAAACACGUGCUCAAAGCAAUUUUAUCUGCUCAACCGAGGAAAGUACAAUGGCCAAUUUGGGGACCCAAAGGUGAUCCAAAACCAGCACUAAGGACUGUUAUAGGUGGAUGGGUUCGAUCAGUUCUCAGAGAUUCCGGUAUUGAAGCAUCACCGGGAAGCAUCAGAUCAGCUAUAGCUUCAGCCAGUUGGGAACAAAAUCAUUCUAUUCAGGAUAUACUUGCCAGAGUCUUGACUCUGUUUUGCGCUUCUGCACAACGAGAAGGCAAAACAUUUGGGAUAUUUAAAAAAAAACCAGCUGCAACUAAAAGACCGAUAUCACAAAUAAUAUGGAAAACGCCAAGUGAAAUUCGACCUUAUAUUCAACAAUACUAUCCCAACCAUAAGAAUCCACCUGCUGAUAUAAAACCCUAUUAUCAGCCAGAAAAAAAAUGCAUAUGUAUACCGGGUCUACCAGGUCCAACGGGGCCUACGGGUGCCCCUGGAUUAACAGGGAAGCCAGGACAGAAAGGAUUAAAAGGAUUUGAUGGAAUAAUUGGUGAUAACGGUGAAAAAGGAAUGAAAGGUCGCAAGGGAGAUACAGGAAUAAAAGGACCUCAAGGACAAAAAGGGAACAGGGGGUCUCAAGGGCAAAGAGGCACAAUGGGUGCUACGGGCCAAAGAGGAAAAAGAGGAAGCCAAGGCAGGAGAGGCCAAAGAGCGACAACACCCACAACCACCACAACUACAACCGAAGCAACAACACCAACAACCACCACAACCACAACUGAAGCGACAACAACAACUACACCCACCACAACAACUACAACUACAGAAGCCACAAUACCAACAACUACCACAACUACAACGGAAGCAACAACUACAACGACACCCACCACAACCACUACAACUACGGAAGCAACAACACCAACCACUACCACAACCACAACGGAAGCAACAACUACAACGACACCCACAACAACAACUACAACUACAGAAGCAACAACACCAACAACUACCACAACCACAACUGAAGCGACAACAACAACUACACCCACAACAACUACUACGACAACAGAAGCGACAACACCAACAACCACCACAACUACAACGGAAGCUACAACAACAACAACACCCACAACAACAGCGACAUCAACAACACCAACAACUACCCCCACUACAACUGAAGCGACAACACCAACAACUACCCCAACUACAACGGAAACGACAACACCCACAACCACCACAACUACAACCGAAGCAACAACACCAACAACCACCCCAACCACAACUGAAGCGACUACAACAACUACACCCACCACAACAACUACAACUACAGAAGCGACAACAACAACAACUACAACGGAAGCAACAACUACAACGACACCCACCACAACAACUACAACUACAGAAGCAACAACACCAACAACUACCACAACCACAACUGAAGCGACAACAACAACUACACCCACAACAACUACUACGACAACGGAAGCGACAACACCAACCACUACCACAACUACGACGGAAGCAACAACUACAACGACACCCACAACAACAACGGAAGCAACAACACCAACAACUACCACAACCACAACUGAAGCGACAACAACAACGACAACGACACCCACCACUACCACUACAACUACGGAAGCAACAACACCAACCACUACCACAACCACAACGGAAGCAACAACUACAACGACACCCACAACAACAACUACAACUACGGAAGCAGCAACACCAACAACUACCACAACUACAACAGAGAACCGACAACACCAACAACUACCACAACUACGACAGAAGCAACAACUACAACGACACCGACCACAACAACUACAACUACAGAAGCCACAACACCAACAACUACCACAACAACAACGCAAGCAACAACUACAACGACACCCACAACAACAACUACAACUACAGAAGCAACAACACCAACAACCACCACAACCACAACUGAAGCGACAACAACAAAUACACCCACAACAACUACUACAACUACGGAAGCAACAACACCAACAACUACCACAACUACAACAGAGAACCGACAACACCAACAACUACCACAACUACGACGGAAGCAACCACUACAACGACACCCACCACAACCACUACAACUACGGAAGCAACAACACCAACCACUACCACAACCACAACGGAAAAGCAACAACACCAACAACCACCACAACCACAACUGAAGCGACAACAACAAAUACACCCACAACAACUACUACAACUACGGAAGCAACAACACCAACCACUACGUCGGAAGCAACAACUACAACGACACCCACAACAACAACGGAAGCAACAACACCAACAACUACCACAACCACAACUGAAACGACAACAACAACGACAUCAACAACUCCAACAACUACAUCGGAAGCGACAACACCAACAACUACCACAACUACGACGGAAGCAGCAACAACAACUACUACGACAACGGAUGCGACAACACCAACAACAACCACAACUACGAUGGAAGCAACAACUACAACGAAACCCACCACAACAACUACAACUACAGAAGCCACAACACCAACAACUACAACGGAAGCAACAACUACAACGACACCCGCCACAACAACUACAACUACGGAAGCAACAACACCAACCACCACAACAGGAGCAACAACUACAACGACAGAAGCAACAACACCUACAACUACCACAACCACAACUGAAGCGACAACAACUACUACGACAACUGAAGCGACAACACCAACAACAACCACAACUACAACAGAAGCGACAACACCAACAACUACCACAACUACAACGGAAGCAACAACUACAACGACACCCACCACAACAACUACAACUACAGAAGCCACAACAUCAACAACUACAACGGAAGCAACAACUACAACGACACCCACAACAACAACUACAACUACAGAAGCAACAACACCAACAACCACCACAACCACAACUGAAGCGACAACAAUAACUACACCCACCACAACAACUACAACUACAGAAGCAACAACACCAACAACUACCACAACUACAACGGAAGCAACAACUACAACGACACCCACCACAACAACUACAACUACAGAAGCCACAACACCAACAACUACAACGGAAGCAACAACUACAACGACACCCGCCACAACAACUACAACUACAGAAGCAACAACACCAACAACUACCACAACUACAACGGAAGCAACAACUACAACGACACCCACCACAACAACUACAACUACAGAAGCCACAACACCAACAACUACAACGGAAGCAACAACUACAACGACACCCGCCACAACACCUACAACUACCACAACCACAACUGAAGCGACAACAACUACUACGACAACUGAAGCGACAACACCAACAACCACCACAACUACAACAGAAGCGACAACACCAACAACUUCCACAACUACAACCGAGGCAACAACACCAACAACCACCAUAACUACAACAGAAGCGACAACACCAACAACUUCCCCAACUACAACCGAGGCAACAACACCAACAACCACCACAACUACAACAGAAGCGACAACACCAACAACUACCACAACUACGACGGAAGCAACAACACCAACGACACCCACAACAACAAUGGAAGCUACAACACCAACAACAACCACAACUACAACAGAAGCGACAACACCAACAACUUCCACAACUACAACCGAGGCAACAACACCAACAACCACCAUAACUACAACAGCAGCGACAACACCAACAACUUCCCCAACUACAACCGAGGCAACAACACCAACAACCACCACAACUACAACAGAAGCGACAACACCAACAACUACCACAACUACGACGGAAGCAACAACUACAACGACACCCACAACAACAACGGAGGCAACAACACCAACAACUACAACCGAACCGACAACACCAACAACCACCACAACUACAACAGAAGCAACAACACCAACCACAACUACAACAGAAGCGACAACACCAACAACUUCCACAACUACAACCGAGGCAACAACACCAACAACCACCACAACUACAACAGAAGCGACAACACCAACAACUACCACAAUUACAACCGAGCCAACAACACCAACAACCACCACAACUACAACAGAAGCGACAACACCAACAACUACCACAACUACAACCGAGGCAACAACACCAACAACCACCACAACUACAACAGAAGCGACAACACCAACAACUACCACAACUACAACGGAAGCGACAACACCCACAACCACCACAACUACAACCGAAGCAACAACCACCCCAACCACAACUGAAGCGACUACAACAACUACACCCACCACAACAACUACAACUACAGAAGCCACAACAACAACAACUACAACGGAAGCAACAACUACAACGACACCCACCACAACAACUACAACUACAGAAGCAACAACACCAACAACUACCACAACCACAACUGAAGCGACAACAACAACUACACCCACAACAACUACUACGACAAUCGAAGCGACAACACCAACAACUACCACAACUACAACUGAAGCGACAACAACAACUACACCUACAACAACUACUACGACAACGGCUGCAACAACAACAACAACAACAGAUGGUGGAGGGCUUAUAGACGUUGAUAUAGGUAUAGGUUCCGGAUCAACGACAACUCCUUCAACAACGACUUCUACAACGGAGGCAACAACAACAACUACCCCCGCUACAACCUCAACAACUACUGAAGCUACUACAACAACGACACCUACAACAACAACUACUACGACUGAAGCCACAACAACAACCACCCCCACAACUACAACAACAACCACUACUGAACCCACUACAACAACGACUACUACAACGGCUGCAACUACAACAACAACAGAUGGUGGAGGGCUUAUAGACGUUGAUAUAGGUAUAGGUUCCGGAUCAACGACAACUCCUUCAACAACGACUUCUACAACGGAGGCAACAACAACAACUACACUCGCUCCAACCACAACAACUACUGAAGCUACUACAACAACGACACCUACAACAACAACUACUACAACUGAAGCCACAACAACCAUCCCCACAACAACCACCACUGAGGCCACUACAACAACGACACCAACAACAACAACUACUACGACUGAAGCCACAACAACAACAACCCCCACAACUACAACAACAACCACUACUGAACCCACUACAACAACGACUACUACAACGGCUGCAACAACUACAACAACAGAUACGACAACAACAACUACACCCACAACAACUACUACGACAACGGAAGCGACAACACCAACAACUUCCACAACUACGACGGAGGCAACAACAACAACUACCCCCGCUACAACCACAACAAGUACUGAAGCUACUACAACAACGACACCUACAACAACAACUACUACUACCGAAGCCACAACAACAACCCCCACAACUACAACAACAACCACUACUGAACCCACUACAACAACGACAACUACAACGGCUGCAACAACAACAACAACAACAGAUACUACUACAACAACAACACCCACAACAACAACGACAUCAACAACACCAACAACUACAACUACAACCGAAGCAACAACACCAACAACUACCACAACCACAACUGAAGCGACAACAACAACAACACCAACAACAACCACAACUACAACAGAAGCGACAACACCAACAAGUACCACAACUACAACCGAGGCAACAACACCAACAACCACCACAACUACAACAGAAGCGACAACACCAACAACUACCACAACCACAACUGAAGCGACAACAACAACAACACCCACAACAACUACUACGACAACGGAAGCGACAACACCAACAACUACCACAACUACGACGGAGGCAACAACAACAACUACCCCCGCUACAACCACAACAAGUACUGAAGCUACUACAACAACGACACCUACAACAACAACUACUACUACCGAAGCCACAACAACAACCCCCACAACUACAACAACAACCACUACUGAACCCACUACAACAACGACAACUACAACGGCUGCAACAACAACAACAACAACAACAGAUAGUGGAGGGCUUAUAGACGUUGAUAUAGGUUUAGGUUCCGGAUCAACGACAACUGCUUCAACAACAACUUCUGCAACGGAGGCAACAACUACCCCCGCUACAACCACAACAACUACUGAAGCUACUACAACAACAACACCCACAACAACAACGACAUCAACAACACCAACAACUACAACUACAACCGAAGCGACAACACCAACAACUACCACAACCACAACUGAAGCGACAACAACAACAACACCAACAACCACCACAACUACAACAGAAGCGACAACACCAACAACUACCACAACUACAACCGAAGCGACAACACCAACAACUACAACGGAAGCGACAACACCAACAACAACCACAACCACAACAGAAGCGACAACACCAACAACUUCCACAACUACAACCGAGGCAACAACACCAACAACACCAACAACAACCACAACUACAACAGAAGCGACAACACCAACAACUACCACAACUACAACCGAUCCAACAACACCAACAACCACCACAACUACAACGGAACCGACAACACCAACAACCACCACAACUACAACGGAAGCAACAACUACAACGACACCCACAACAACUACUACGACAACGGAAGCGACAACACAAACAACUACCACAACUACGACGGAGGCAACAACAACAACUACCCCCGCUACAACCACAACAAGUACUGAAGCUACUACAACAACGACACCUACAACAACAACUACUACUACCGAAGCCACAACAACAACCCCCACAACUACAACAACAACCACUACUGAACCCACUACAACAACGACAACUACAACGGCUGCAACAACAACAACAACAACAGAUAGUGGAGGGCUUAUAGACGUUGAUAUAGGUUUAGGUUCCGGAUCAACGACAACUGCUUCAACAACAACUUCUACAACGGAGGCAUCAACAACUUCUUCACCAACUGAAGCUCCAACUACAACGGAAGCGGCAACAACUGCAUCUACAGCCACACCUUCAACAACUUCAUCAACAACGGAAGCUUCAACAACUCAGUCAUCAACUUCAACAGAAGCUUCAACUACAACCACAAGUACUACACCUUCAACUACUUCUACAACGUCACCAGGUGGUUCUCUAAUAGAUAUUGGUUUAGGUUUAGGCUAAUUCUUUGACACGUGCACUAAAAUAAUCAAAUCCUCAACUACAAGUACAACAGACACGACAACAGCGAAAACAUCUACAAAUGAAAAAUCAGGAUUAUUACAACUUUAACUGCAAGAACAAGCUGACAUUUUUCUUUUAUAGAUAGGUCUAGAUUAAGAUUUAAUCAUCAAAUGAAUAAUUUUAAUGUAUUUAGGCUAGGUAUAUAGAAAUUAUCAAUUAAGUAUAUGUAUUUUGAAUUUCUUAAAUAAAUUAA
Eupeodes corollae is the source of this 14428-nucleotide messenger RNA. Its product is annotated as mucin-2-like. The transcript is spliced from 19 exons. Lineage: Eukaryota; Metazoa; Arthropoda; Insecta; Diptera; Syrphidae. The record is from RefSeq and is a predicted model, not a curated record. Bases 1 to 14175 code for a protein of 4724 amino acids.